Molecule: messenger RNA, 3560 nt
Organism: Plutella xylostella (diamondback moth)
Lineage: Eukaryota; Metazoa; Arthropoda; Insecta; Lepidoptera; Plutellidae
Product: nose resistant to fluoxetine protein 6
Molecular function (GO): acyltransferase activity, transferring groups other than amino-acyl groups
Source: RefSeq, a predicted model, not a curated record
GCGCAGUGCCCGCUGAGCCGUCGACCCGCGCGCGCACGCGCACGCUCCGGGAAGCAAUACUGCUCUGUGAACGAAACCGUGAUUGAUCAGUGAUACUCUUUGGGAUUUUUACAAAGGUCAGCGCUGCAAUCGACAUGGACCUCCACUGAGUGGGACCGCCCAGUGUUGCACAAAAUGACUUGAUGUUUCAAUACGUUGAACGCUCCAAAAUGAGUUCUCAGUCAAGAACGAUGUCUUUAACUUUGUUGUUAGUGCUAGUGAGUGUUGUGGCUGGGGAUGUGAACUCGACGGCCGCGGGCGGGGGCGGGGGGUCUCGGAUGGCGUGGAUGAAGGGGCUGCUGGACCACCACGACUGGGCCGCGCUGCUGGACAACUCCUCGCUGCCGGCCGCCUGCGCCGCCGACCUGCGCGUCUACCUGCACGCGCUCAACGAGGGCCAGGCCUGGGCCUCCAAGAUGUUCGACGCGUCAGGCCAGUACACGGCCAACAUGAUGUUCGGCAACGAGUACUGGCUGGGCUCGGCGCACGCGUGCCGCGACCUGCAGCUGCCGCAGUACUACCGCCACGUGCCGCCCUUCGCCGCCGCCUUCUACGUCGCCCGCGUCAACCUGACUAUGGACGAGCACCAUCUGCCGAUGAGCAGAAUAGUGGCAAUCGGCGAGUGCGUCCCAGCAUCAUGCGACACGGGCGCGGUGUCGGCGCUGCUGGGCGCGGCGGCGGCGGCGGCGGGGCGGCGCGCGGCGGCGGCGGGGCUGCCGGCCCAGGUGCGCCCGCUGCAGGUGCGCCCCGUGCCCGGCCCCUACCGCGUGUUCCAGGAUGGAAAGACGCAUCUUAUUGGCGCCGUGUGCCUGAUGAUGUUCCUGCUGAUGCUGACGGCGUCCAUCUACGAGGGCUGCCUGGAGCGGCGCUACCGGCGCAGCGGCGGCCACGGCGACCUCGAGCUGUCUCACCAAAAACCUUCUCUGAACAACAACGAGGCGGCGGGCGGGAAGCGGCCCCCGCUUGACAAGGACAAGGACCUGCGGCGCGAGACUUGCGGCGUGUGGUCGGAGCUGCUGCUGUCGUUCUCGGUGCUGUCGAACGGACGCACCAUCCUCAGCACGCAGCGGCCCAGCGACGGCGCGCUCACCAGCCUGCACGGGAUGAGGUUCCUGUCGGUGGCGUGGGUGAUCAUGGUGCACACGUACCUGGCCGUGUUCUACAUCGCGGACAACAAGACCAUGCGCACCGUCAUCGAGCGGAACUUCCUCUACCAGAGCGUCGGCAACGCCUCCUACUGCGUCGACACCUUCUUCUUCAUCAGCGGCCUCCUAGUCACAGUUCUAUUCCUGAGGACGGAAGAAAAGAAAGCGACACACAAGCUGGACAAAGAGAAAAAGCUCCAACAGAACGGCUUCGCCAACUCCGCCCUGUCGGUCUCGGUCAUCAGCCAGAACUCUUUCAGCCAAGACUUUUUAGAGAAGCCCAGAGAAAGCUUUUACAGCUUAGAAGAGUUGACUAAGAUGGGGAAGUCAUUUUGCGUGAUGUUCUUCUACCGGGUGCUGCGGCUGACGCCUGCAUACGGGUUUGUCAUCGGGAUCACGGAGGUUUCCAUCCGGUACGCGGUGAACCAGUCGGUGUUCGAGCCGGCCAUCUUCGACCACGUGACCUGCGGCCAGUACUGGUGGCGCAACCUGCUCUACAUCAACAACCUGUACCCGCAGCGCGAGAUGUGCAUGGUCUGGUCCUGGUACAUGGCUAAUGACACGCAGUUCUACGUCGUCGGGAUCAUACUGCUGCUGUUGUCGGUCAAGUACCCCAAGUUCUCGAUGGUGUCGCUGGGCGUGGUGAUGGUGACGUCGUGGAUGACCACGGUGUACAUCUCCGUGUGGCACCAGUACAAGGCGCGCAUCCAGGAGCCCUUCGAGAUGUUCGACCCGCUCUACGACAAGCCCUGGUCCAGGAUCGGACCCUACCUUGUUGGUAUGAUGGUGGGCUGGUACCUGCACAGCACCAAGUGCCAGGUGAAGAUCCCGUGCUGGCUGGUGGCGCUGGGCUGGCCCGCGUCCGUGGCCAUCAUCGGCAGCCUCAUCUUCGGCAUGGUGGACGGCUACUUCGAGGUGUGGCCCACCGCCUUCUACGUCAGCAUCGGGCAUACGGCGUGGGGCGUGGCGCUCGCAUGGGUAUCCAUCGCGUGCUGCUGCGGCUACGGGGGGCUGGUGAACUCGGCGCUGUCGUACCGCGGGCUGCUGCCGCUGAGCCGCCUCACCUACUGCGCCUACCUGGUGCACCCCACCGUCAUGAUGUACACCACCUUCCUCAUGGACGGGCCGCUGCAUCUCGAGAACUCCAUGGUGCUAAUAAUCUACGCGGGCUACGCGGUGAUGGCGUUCCUGGCUUCCUUCGCGAUCUCACUAGCCUUCGAGGCGCCGGUCGUGCGCCUGCUGAAGAUCAUCAACAACGGCGGCGUCAAGAAGGAGCAGUGACGACACACCACCAGCACCGGUGACGUCACACAGCCAGGACAGUGACGUCACACCGCCACCGAUUAUCUAGACACAGUCCACCAAGCUUGUCCCGACGUCGACAAUGUUCGCCCGACAGCGCUACGGCAGAACUGCGAUUCGAUCGACUAGACAAGACUACAAAUAGUUAUUAUCUACAAUAUUAUUCUUUGGAUUAUGAGAAUACGAACGAAACUGAUCAUGAAAUGUAUGUCCUACAGUUUUAUUUCUUGUAAAAUAACUGCACGUGUAUGUUUUUGAAGGUAGAGACUGUAUUGCCACUAUACUAAGUGUUGCUUUAGUCGCACAAUUAUGGUAAAAUAUUCAAGCGUUCCAUCGUAAUAUAUUCGUGAGCACGGUGCCUGCAGCCACGGCGCCGGUACGGUCAGCUUCAGCAGUAGCUAUACACUUUUGUACCUUGACAAAAUCACAAACCGUCUAUGUCUCAAUGAGUAGGCGGUGUGCGAGUUUGACAAGGGACACAAGUGUAUAAGUAGAUACAAAUGAAUCUGACUGUACCUAGUCUUUAGUAGAGGAACUUCACUAAAUAGCCCCAGCUACAACAACACUACGGCUCAAUCGCUUGCUCACAAUAUUCAAAAGUCAGCAAUUGUUACUUUUAAUUUUAAUAGGGUAUCGGCAUUAAACUUAAUUUAUAAAUAAACCAUAUGGAUGUUGAAGAUGAGCAUAUCAAGUGCCACUGAGUUUGCUCUCAAUGUUAGGUUAAAAUGUAUAUUAUGUAAUAACAUCGAAUGAAGACUUUAAUUAAUGUAAGACUAGGUUAAUUGAAUAUUAAAUCGUUACCAAUAUUAUGUUACCGUAAAGUAAACAUUUCUCAAAGGAAAUUUAUAUUUUUUUAUAAGGCCGAACAUGUGAUAUAGCCGUAAAAAUAAGUUCAUGUGUAAUAUAUCCAUCAAAGUACUUAGGAUUUCAAUAGUUACCUUUCAUUAGAAAUUGUAAAUAUUAUCUCUAAACAUAUUUUGGCUUAAAAAUUGAACGCUUUUUGGUUAUACCUAGCAAUAGCACAUUAUGGCAUCCUUUUGUAUGUUUGUAAAUAAAUAAAAUAUUACAAAACAA